CGGUGCGCAUCAGUUUAGCUCUGAUCAUGGCGGACGAAACAACGCCGCUUACCGAGGCCACUGCCGGUGGCUCAGGAUAUGUCCUCCUGCCGCCGUAUCAAGGACCCGAACGCGUUUUUCCCGGCGGUGUUUCUCCGCGCUCGCGUCGCAGCAAGAUGCGGCAGUUUCAGUGCUGCAUAGGCAUCACCUUUAUAGCAAUUGUAUUUACCGCCCUGUGCCUGGCCCUAGUAUACAGCGAUUCCCUUGUUAGUGCGGAUGGGGGUCCCAGCUUUUUCUUCGUCGUCAAUGGAUCGGAAACCGAGUUGCCGCCCAACAAACCGCUUCCAGACGAACCGGCGGCGGAUUGGGCCUUACAACAAGCGGCACUGGGUCACCACGAUGGCGCCCAGGCGGUUAGCGCUGGGAUCAAAGCUCUAGGAGAUCGGGAAAUACUGGAGGAGGGUUUGCAGCCCAACGAGGUGAAUACGCCGGCCUUCCGACACUAUCGCUCCUUGAGUACGAAUCCAGAGGCAAGAAAACUGGCACGACGUGGCUAUGUGGAGAACCAGGCCACCAUGGAUAUAGCCAAGAGAUUCAACUACACCAAGCGGCCAGGACGCAGCAAUAUUGGAUGGGGACCUAAAAUAGUCCUGCCUGAUCCCACGGUUUUACGAUUGGAUUGUGAUUUUAAUGCCCGCUAUAGAAGAUCCACGGGGGUUUGUAAUAAUAAAGAACAUCCCAGGACUUAUGGAGCCUCGAUGGUGCCUUACCGUCGCAUGGUCUCUCCAGACUACGCCGACGGUAUUGCUGCUCCUCGGGUUAGUCAUCAUGGACGCCUGCCGCCGGCUCGUCAGGUCUCCCUGAAGAUUCAUCGAUCCAGCUACGAGACGGACUCGAAUUUCACUGUGAUGCUGGCCGUUUUUGGUCAGUUCAUGGACCAUGACAUCACGGCUACAUCGCUAACCACUUCGCAGGAGGGUGAGUCCAUCGAUUGCUGUGUGGCUGCCACCCGCGAGCAGCAUCCGGAAUGCUUUCCCGUGGAUAUCCUGCCCGAUGAUCCGUACUACAAGCAGUACAACAUCAGUUGCAUGAACUUCGUGAGAUCUGCUCCAGCGCCCACGGGAAGAUUCGGACCACGAAUGCAGUUGAACCAGGCCACGGCCUUCAUCGAUGCCUCCGUGGUCUACGGCAAUCUGGAGCAGAGGCAGCUUCAGCUGCGCAGCUUCAUCAACGGAACUCUGCGGAUGUUUCUCACGGAUGAUGGUCGCCAGUUGCUGCCCAUCUCCUCGAAUCCAUCGGAUGGUUGUAAUCGAGUGCAGAUGACCCGACUGGGAAAGUACUGCUUCGAGUCUGGCGAUGAUCGGGCCAAUGAGAACUUGCUGCUCACAUCCAUGCACCUGCUGUGGGCCAGACAUCACAACUAUUUGGCUCGCCAAUUACAGGAGCAGAAUCCCGUCUGGGAGGAUGAGCGGCUGUACCAGGAGGCACGCAAGAUUCUAGGUGCCCAAAUGGCGCACAUCACCUACAAUGAGUUUCUGCCAGUGCUGCUAGGGAGGAAUCUCAGCGAGGCCAAGGGUUUGCUGCCGGCCAAGCAUAACCUAGAUGCUCCGGACACCUAUGACCCGGAGGUGGACCCGAGUAUUGCCAACUGCUUUGCAGCAGCCGCUUUCCGCUUCGCACAUACCCUGCUACCUGGAUUGUUUAAUGUCUCCCGGGAUAAUAGUAGUCCCGAAGCCAUAGAACUUCACAAGAUGCUCUUCAAUCCAUUCUCCCUCUGGUCGGAGCAUGGGAUUGACCACGCCCUAAUGACGGCAGCCAAUACGCCGGUGAUGCAAGUGGAUCGGUUCUUUUCGUUGGAGGUCACCCAGAAGCUUUUCGUUGGCACCGCCGAGGAUAAGGUUCCUAUGUGCGGUCUCGACUUGGUUUCCCUCAACAUUCAAAGGGGUCGUGAUCAUGGGAUACCUUCCUAUCCGGUCUUCCGGCGACACUGUCGUCUCCCACCAGUGGACACGUGGGAGCAGAUGUCCCAGGCCAUACACAACGCUACUUUGAACACCAUAAUGCAGAUUUAUGAAUCUCCGCAGGAUGUGGACGUUUACACGGGUGCUCUCAGUGAGCCACCACUGGAAGGAGCUAUCUUCGGUCCACUCCUCAGCUGCAUGGUAUCGGAUCAGUUCGUACGCCUCAAACUGGGCGACUCCCAUUGGUACGAGCGGAAGAUGGGCCCACAGAAGUUCACCAAGGCCCAACUAGCGGAGAUUUACAAAACCAGUCUGGCUGCAAUCAUCUGUCGCAAUUCCGACGGAAUAACCCGAGUGAGAGAGCAUGUAAUGAAGCGUCUGCGUGAUAAGGACAAUCCCCAAGUGAGCUGCCAGGACUUGGAGGGAUUCCACUUCAGUUUUGAGCCCUGGUCUGAGGACAAGCAACCGAAGGACCUGCACAGUACAGGAAUAAGUAGGGGAUCCACUUCAGUGCGGGUAAUGUCCAAGGAAAAGCAUCGGGCAGCCAAUGUAACUCUUCAAAUUGAUAAGGGGAUCUGAUCUAAAUAGGAAAAUCCUUAGUUACCUAAGAAAAUACAGCUAUAGCUUACUGGUGGAAAAAAACGUACGUAGUGACGACCCGUUUGAAAAAUGUGCUUAAAAUUUACUUUGAUUUAUUUCUAAGCAGGGAGGACAUAAAGUGCGUCUGUAAUUACCAAAAAAGAUUCCUAUUUAACAAACGAUAAGAUAUCACCUUCAUCUUCAAAGUUUUAUA
This is a messenger RNA of Drosophila subpulchrella, 2733 nucleotides long. It is a transcript of the gene cd, whose product is annotated as chorion peroxidase. The record is from RefSeq and is a predicted model, not a curated record. The transcript has 4 exons. Gene Ontology annotation, molecular function: peroxidase activity; heme binding. Bases 27 to 2519 code for a protein of 830 amino acids. Lineage: Eukaryota; Metazoa; Arthropoda; Insecta; Diptera; Drosophilidae. Gene Ontology annotation, biological process: response to oxidative stress.